Peronospora farinosa is the source of this 696-nucleotide messenger RNA. The record is from the annotation of a GenBank genome assembly. Lineage: Eukaryota; Oomycota; Peronosporomycetes; Peronosporales; Peronosporaceae.
AUGUCAGACAUAAAGCCUGAUCCUGCUCCAGCACUUCCUGGUUCAGAACGUCCCGAUUAUCGAGGGAAAUGUCUCUACAAAACAGGCAAAUGCUUAAAUGAACGAGCUCUUAAGACAUCAGGAGUAGCCCACAAUCUCUGUGAUGACCACCGCAAUCGACAAAAUCGACAUCAGCGCAAACUUGACGCUAAAAACCGAUUGCACAAACGAGAACGACGAGUCUCGGUCAAGAAUGUCAAGGGAGCGCGGGUCGCGUCGUCUCAGACUAAGUCGAUUGUCUGGUCAGACGCCGCAGAGUCAAGUGACAAUGCUGUUACUUUUCCAGCUACUUUACCGACAGCAACUGCAGUCGCAACGUCAGAUGAAGUGACAUCGACGUCAGUUUUGACUUCGUCUGGCAAUGGUGUCAUGUUUAUGUCGAACGCGUCACAACCGUUACAGGCGCCCCACCCUAUUGUAUUGCAAGACUUUGAUGGUAUUGUAGUGCCGUUACCGUCAUAUCUUGAAGGGCCUGAACGAAUUGAGUUUCGUUCACGCAUUUACCAAAAAGUGCUUGAUUUUAUCUCGGAGGAAUGCAUCUUACGCUUUGGUGCCAAGGUUGAAAACACCUCAUCUGAUGCUCCUACUGCCACAGAAACGGUAGUUACAACUCCUACAAGUAGCAGCAAACUUGAGGCUGAACCUGAAACAAAAUGA